Messenger RNA from Strongyloides ratti, 531 nucleotides. RefSeq names its product EF-hand domain and EF-hand domain pair-containing protein. Gene Ontology annotation, molecular function: calcium ion binding. Lineage: Eukaryota; Metazoa; Nematoda; Chromadorea; Rhabditida; Strongyloididae. The transcript has 2 exons. The record is from RefSeq and is a predicted model, not a curated record. Bases 1 to 531 code for a protein of 176 amino acids.
AUGAAAUAUUUAUUUUUGUUAUCUUUAUUUGUAAUUUGUCAUUAUUCUUUAGGUAAUAAUAAUGAUACCAAUGAAAUUACAACAACACUCCCUAAUAUUACACCAAUUCCAAUGGAAAGUUUAAAUCCAAGAUUAAAAGAAUUUCGUAGAAUUGAUCAAAAUAAAGAUGACAAGUUAACUUUUGCUGAAUAUUUACUCGGAGAUCGUAAUUAUCUUGAGCAACAGUCAAGAAAUUUUCAUAAUCUAGAUAUGAAUGGUGAUGGGGAAGUAGAUAGAAAUGAAUUUAAUAGUUAUUUUAAGAAACAAGAUGAAACAAGAAAAAUUCAAGCACUUCAAGCUGAUAAUUUUUUUAAACAAUUCAAUCCACCCCUUUUAGAUAAUAUGGAUAGUCAAUCACAAAAUAUGGGAAAUAAUGUUUUUGGUUUUCCUGGUCAAGGAAUGUUUAAUUUAAAUGUUCCCCCUCAACAAAAUGAUCCAUUACCAUCUUCGUCUGGAAAAAAAGUUGAUAAUAAAACAACACAAUCAACAUGA